This is a messenger RNA of Oncorhynchus gorbuscha (pink salmon), 4944 nucleotides long. RefSeq names its product TNF receptor-associated factor 5-like. Gene Ontology annotation, cellular component: plasma membrane signaling receptor complex. Gene Ontology annotation, molecular function: thioesterase binding; zinc ion binding. The transcript is spliced from 7 exons. Gene Ontology annotation, biological process: regulation of apoptotic process; regulation of canonical NF-kappaB signal transduction; tumor necrosis factor-mediated signaling pathway. Lineage: Eukaryota; Metazoa; Chordata; Actinopteri; Salmoniformes; Salmonidae. The record is from RefSeq and is a predicted model, not a curated record. Bases 2873 to 3892 code for a protein of 339 amino acids.
CAUUCUCCAGAUGAGCCUUUGAAAUGUUUGCAAAAUCUUUUAGAUUGCUAUUGCACAGCUCCCAGUUAAAUCUCUCCAUCUCUUUGUUGUCCAGUUUCUCCAGAAUGGUCAGCAACAACUCAGAGACAGAUGCUGCCAUUGUAGAACACUAGAUACACUGCACUAGGUAGUGAAACGUACAACUUUGGUUAACUUUCCCAUUUAACAGUUGCCCUUGGAAGUCACAGUUGUAGAUGUUCUCUCUUAAUAAUCCUUUUGUUUCUACCAAUAAUUCCUGUGUUGCUUUUUCAGUCAGAUGGAGAGAGAGCGAGAGUGAAUUUUUUUUUUUUUAAAUCUUUCUGGGUGUUGACAGGAAACCGUUAGAUUGUGUGUGUGUGAACUGUGUGAUAGGUCUGCCAAACUCCCUGCUGUUGGCUGAUUGCCCAGAAGCAGCUGACCUUGUUCACAGACCUCAUGCAUUUCUUGUAAAUCGUCUGACUUCCUUUCAGACGUUAUAACAAAUAUAUGGUAACAGGUAUAACAAAUGUAAAUAUAAGGGGGAUCUGUAAGAGACUAUUUAGUGACAUCCAAUCUGUUUUUGCUAUACUGUCUCGUAGCUUUCCAUUAUUGUGAUUAUAAAGACAAUGUUAACUAUUUCGCUAGAGCUCAUAUCAACUGUGCAGAAUUUACCAUAACAAACUAACAAUGGGUCUCAUAUCUACUUGUAGCAUUUUGACAUUGUGGGUAGUCUGGGUUUGUUAGUGUAAAGAUGGGAACAGUGGUACACCAGGUGUCCUUGGAAGUGCUAGUAUAAGUACUGUGUCAGGGGUUAGCUGGUGUCGCCUGGGGGACAACAUAAGAUACUGUAGGAAUGUUCUCCAUAUGUUAUUAUAAUCAUUUAGUGGUUCAUUAAUUUAAAACGGUACAUCUCUCCAGGUACACCUCAAACAGACUGUGGAUUUCUUAUGCUCCUCACAAAAUAAAUUUGAUUAAUUACAUUGUCUUUUCCACUUCUACACAAUAACGUUUUGGCAAGUCAAUGAAAUAAAUCAAUUCAUUUAUAGAGACCAGAGAGUACAUCAAUUCAUUUAUAGAGACCAGAGAGUACAUCAAUUCAUUUAUAGAGACCAGAGAGUACAUCAAUUCAUUUAUAGAGACCAGAGAGUACAUCAAUUCAUUUAUAGAGACCAGAGAGUACAUCAAUUCAUUUAUAGAGACCAGAGAGUACAUCAAUUCAUUUAUAGAGACCAGAGAGUACAUCAAUUCAUUUAUAGAGACCAGAGAGUACAUCAAUUCAUUUAUAGAGACCAGAGAGUACAUACAUUCUACUUUGCGGAGAUAAGGACUGAGCGCUCCAUUCAACAACAAACAGCAAGUAAACCCGGGAUUAAAUCCAAGGUGCGUUGUAGAGCAGUGGACUGGAUAUUCGACAAAGCGCAUUUUAAAGCUCUUUUGUUCAGUGUUGAGAGAAGAGUUGGGACCCUGCUAUCACCUCCACUACCACCCUGUAACCAGGCCACGAACGCCAGACUGCCAGCCACCAAAGUAGUUCUCAUUAUUACGAGAUGUGGAAGAUCAAACGUAAGUGGCCCCACCAUUUUGUGGCAUGCAUGCUCUUUCACAUUCAGUCAAAACGAAAAUAACAAAAUGACUGCAUAUGGCAAGUCGUUUUUCCCUACACACACAGGCUACAGUUCAGUAUGGCUGAGAGACAUUCCCAGCCAGGCAACUAAUAGAACUUGGUAGAACUCACACCUUAAAUUCCUUUGCGUUACGAUGUUGAUUAGAGAUUAACAAUAUAAAAUGCCACUGUACUGCAUUCCUGAUGUAAAACUUCUCUUACAGCCCCCAUCACGUACGCCUUGGAAGCAAAGUACAGGCCCUAUCUUGAGGUAAUUUUGCAAAACAAUUUGAUCCAAUCUAAUUCACUGCAUAGCAGGGACUGAUGUUCUAUAUUCCUACUGUGCAUGGUAACUAAUGAAUAAACUAUGUGGAUGGAAGCCAUCGCAGCCUUGAAAUGCUUUCAAACAUCUGGUCGGACAACAAGGCCAGCAUCAUGUUCACUAGGCACCGGAUGGACUGAAACAGGGAGUGAUUUCCUGGCCUUUCCCCUUGCCCCAGGAAAUUCCAGACUGACCUGGAAUUUGAAUUGAAUUAAAUGGAAUGUACAGGGAGCGAGAACUGAAUGAAAAUGCAAUUUGUGGAAUUGACACCAACCCUUGUAUAAUGUGACACUUUAUCCUCAACUGCAAUUAAAACUAAAUGUAAUUGAGCUCAUUACCUCCAUCAGUUUAUGUUGAUAUAUGUUUUAGGCUUUUAGUUUACAUUUUCAGAAUAAGAAUAUCUGGGCUGCUAUCAAUUAACAAUCUUGAGGACUCCAAGCAAAAGCAAUCAAUACCCAUCCAUGCUCCUUCUCACACAGUAGUUUGAAGUAACAUUGUAAUGGUACGUGGUGUAAGAAAGAGGAUAUACUAAUUCAGUAGUGCACAGCAUCCCUGCACAAACCAAUCAGACCUAUAGCAAACAUGAUUGAUUGACACUUCUCCGUUCAGCUCUGGACCAAUUGGCAGAGGAGUUGCCAGGGAAGCUGUACUCAAGGGCCGAACUGUCACAUGAAAAAGAAGACAAGGGAGUGACCGUGGGAGACCCUUCCCUUUCCCAAUGGGGUGGCCCGUGACUGGCCUGACUCCAGAGCUGUAUGCUUGAAGACCAUGCUGACCAGUGUCCUGAGGUGCAGACGGACUGUGUUUAUAAGAAAUACGGCUGCUCUGUCCGGGUUGGCGGACAUAUUCUCUGUGCUUUGGAAUCCAAUUCUACGCCCAAGGAAAUCUAGUUUUAGUCAGACAAUCUCAAAGUCGCAAUGAUUGCAGUAUCUCAAUGAGUCAAAGUCCUUAUGCGACCCUCUUGGGAGAGGAGAGCCCAAGUUAAAGUUCACAAAGAAACCGCUCUCAAUCACCACAUCCUCCUGGUUCUGGGGAGCAACACCAAGCUGGAGACACAGAUGGAAAUCCUCCAGCAGGAGGUGCUGCUGAGGCACAAGGAGCUCCAAGAGAGGAGCCGCCAAGUCAGCGGUCUGGAGGAGGUGGUCCGCCCGCUGGCCCAGCAGGUCAGCCGAAGUGACAACACCCUGUCUGCAGUACAGGGCUCUCUGGAGGACCAGAGGGACCACAUCUCCAGCGUCCAGCUCCAGCUCGAGGAGCUGUCCAGUGUGUUUGGCCAUGGUGUGGCCCGGGAGGAACUGGGCCAAAUCAGAGUGUCCCUGGAUGCCCUCAGACAGCAGGUGUCCGUCACGGAGGGGCUCAAAGACCACCUGGGGGAGUUGAAGGAGACUUGCAUGCGCCACUCGUGCCUCCUCAGCAUCCACACGGCGCAGCUGGAGUGCAACGAGGAGCACUUCAGAGAGCUCGAGUCCUCCUCGUACGACGGCAAGCUUAUCUGGAAGCUCCGCGACUACCGCAAGAAGGAGGCCGGGGCACGAGGCCAGGGACCGUGCCUAAGCAGCGCGCCCUUCCACAUGGGCCGCAGCGGCUACAAAAUGGCCGCCAGGGCCUACCUGAACGGCGGCGGGGCAGGCCGGGACACCCACCUGUCUCUCUACGUGGUCCUCAUGAGGGGCGACUUCGACCCCCUCCUGCCCUGGCCCUUCAGACAGCCUGUGUCAUUGUCAGUGCUGGAUCAGAGCAGCACCAACAACCACCUAGCUAUGAGUUUCAAACCCGACCCGGAAAACACUAGCUUCCACCGGCCCGGCUCGGCCGCUGCAAACGCCAGCGCCCCCACCAACGUGGCCUCUGGUUUCCAGUGCUUUGCCUCGCAUGCCCAGCUGGAGACGCCCAAGAACGCCAUCUAUGUGAGAGACGAUACGCUCUUUGUUAAGGUCAAAGUGGACACGAGCGGUUUGGAGGACUUAUAGAGGGGCCUUAAAGAACUGGUUUGAGAUCAUUUCAAAAACAGUUAGCUAAUGUUACAAAGCUCAGUGCAGGCCAAGGCCUCAGAUGUACUCCAAAUUGAGCAAAGUAAGCUUGCAGAAAUAGUGUCAGCAAGUCCAUGCUGUUUUCUCCCAGAUACUUAAAUCAUAAAGCAAUACAGAAAUUGCAGUGAAGUAUUUACAUUUAGUAUUUCUUUAGCCUUGUCUGCAGACUGCUUGUAUGUGCUCACUGAGGAUUCAAGUGUUAAUGCUGCCCAAAUAUAUUAUAUUGAAUAAUAUUUUUUUUAUUAAAGUCCUACAAUCAGAGAAUCACGCAAUCUAUUAAUUAAUUAAUGACAACUCAGGGAUUUUAAUGGACAGCUGUUAAAAAGUUAUUCAUGUAAUUAGCGUACACUUUAUAAUACCUUUACUGAAUAAGCCAAUAUACAGUACAUGUUGAAUGUUUAUUUAAAUCCUUAUGAAUUUAGAAAUUGAAAUGUUAAAAGUUUUAAAAAAGAAUGCUUAUUCCUGAAAGUUAUUAUAAAGUGUUACCAAUGAUGAAUGAAUUGUGACAUGCGUUUUUUCUUCAAUUUUGUGGUACAUACAUAACAACAAUUAUGUGCAUCACAUGUGAUAUCCAGUCAGUAAAUAUGUAGACUGUGGUUGUGGGAUAACAUUACUUUUUUGUUGGGGAACAAUCUUUUGCAACAUUUUCCUACGUACCCUAUCGUAUGACUGUACAGUGUUAACGGUAAAGCAACAUUAUGUGGGCUUUCAUGUAAAAAUAUUAUGGGAUACCAAUGCAUAACAAAGGAUACUUCAGUUACAGGUAUUCAUUAUACAUUUCUAUGGGAAUGCAGUGUUCUUUUGGGUAAAUACUGAAAUUCCAAAGACUGGGAUUCAAUCCGAGGCACGUUAUAGAGCAGCGCACUAAGCGAAAGAAAAUGAAUGUGAUCUAUGCAAAAUAAAUAGCCUUUUAAAUGGUGCAUUGCCGGCUGUCUAGUGUGCUGCUCCAUUAUGGAAUCCCAGCCUUAAAAAUAAGGGAAGAGUAACAACAC